AUGGAGGGUUUGCCUUCAGGAGAUAUACAAGCAAAAUAUCAAAAGUUAGCGGCGGAAUAUUCAAAGUUGAGAGUGCACGUAAAGGUAUUGAAGAAAGGUGUUUUAGAUGAGCAGGCCAAGUCUAAUGAAUUGCGAGAAGUAUUAAAAGCGAAAGAGAAAGUUAUAAGGCAAGGCGAAUUGGAAAUAGAUUCAUUAACUUUCAGAAAUCAGCAGUUGACGCGGCGCGUGUCCGUCCUUCAGGAUGAACUCGAUGCUUUACAGACAAAGCUAACUAAAAAAUCGAAAAGCAAAAGUGAUGACAAACAAUCAGCCAGUAAUGCAACAGCCCACCUUGAUUCUGGACUAUUGCAGGAGGAAUUGCAGAAGAAAAUAAUUGAAAAUGCUCAAUAUGCAUCACAGCUUUCAGACAAAACCUUCGAAGUUGCCCAACUUCGAGCCUCCUUAGAAGAUUACCAGAGGCACAUAAAUGAAUGUGAGAGUAGAUACAAAUGUGAGAUAGCAAAAUUGAAAAAUAAAAAUCAAGAGUUACAGUUCACAUUGGAAGAGUUUCAGAAGGACAGAGUUGGUAGCACUUCAAAUAGAGGAUUAGCUGCAACAAGUAGUCAAGCUGCAAGUUGUAAUGGCGACUUUCUAUCAGAGGCUGGCAGCCUGAUUGGUAGUGAGGAUGCUCUUAGUUCUGUGGAUGAGCUAAACAUCAAUGAACAGCUGAGCUCUAAAGCACUUGCACUAGAACAGGAUAACCAAAAACUGCGAAUGGAGUAUGAAAUACUUCAGAUGGAGAACGAAAGCUUGAAACUAGAAAUAGCGAAGCAUGUGUCGGCUGCGCAGCGGAGGAAAGGCGAGACACAUGACUCGGGAGAAUUCAAUAAUUUCAAUGAAACUUCGGUAGACUCUGAGGGUAAAGUUACAGGACUUCUUGGUAGUCUAGAGGUGCCAUUCCUACUCAACCAUGAGAUUCAGUUGCGAGAGGAGCGAGUGAAGAAGUACUUUAGAAAUAAGAUUAGCGAAAUUAAAACAGAGCAUGAGGAGUUAAAGAGCAAGACUGAACAUUAUGUUGAAGAAUGCGAGAUGCUGCGGCUGCGUUUUGAAGUGAUGGAUCGUGAGAAAGAGAUGGACGCGCAUACGAUAGAUGAGAAACAUAAUACAAUUAGUCGAUUGGAAGAAGAACUGCAUUCAACAUCCCACAACUACGAGCAGCAGAUGUCUGUUCUGACUGAACACGUGGCCGGCCUGAACGAGCAGCUGGCGAAGCAACACGACCAGAUCGAGCACCUUAAGCACCAACUCUCCACCAAGAGAAAGUAG
Messenger RNA from Parnassius mnemosyne (clouded apollo), 1305 nucleotides. Lineage: Eukaryota; Metazoa; Arthropoda; Insecta; Lepidoptera; Papilionidae. The record is from the annotation of a GenBank genome assembly.